Molecule: messenger RNA, 3276 nt
Organism: Penicillium soppii
Lineage: Eukaryota; Fungi; Ascomycota; Eurotiomycetes; Eurotiales; Aspergillaceae
Gene: chsB
Product: chitin synthase class II
Exons: 2
Coding region: 1-3276 (1091 amino acids)
Cellular component (GO): cell septum; cell periphery
Molecular function (GO): chitin synthase activity
Source: RefSeq, a predicted model, not a curated record
AUGAACCGCCAUCCACCAUCCAGUUACGGCGACGCGCCGCCUGGAUACCCCGAUGAGACAUCCUCUUUUCUGUCUGAUCCCGAAUCACCAAUCAAUGCAUCGCGCCUCAAUGGUGGUACAAUGCGCCUGCUACCAACCAGUAGUGAUGGGGCCGAUGACAUGAGUAGUGCCAGAGCUCCCUCGCCUUCUCAUUACAAUUAUGAACCAGACUAUGAUCACACCCCGACCGGACAAGAGCCCGCAUAUGAUCAUUAUUACCAGGUUCCUAGCGCGUCUUCGCCUUCACGCCCCCCAUCCAGCUUAGGCAGCGGGCCUCAUAUGCCACCUCCCACAGCAAGUCUCGCAGACACAUCCGUUUACCCUUCUAUUCCUCCACGCACAGGAUCUCCAAUCCGUCCAUGGAGCCCAUCACACAUUCGUCCCCCAUCUGUGUCAAGUGUUGGUUACGAACGCUCCGAUAUCAACGGCAGUCCUCGACCUGGUACCCCUAGCUCAAGAUAUGGAGGUAGUCCUCGUCGGCCAUUACCUCCUGCUCCGUUGUUUUCGGGACCAAAAUCAACAGUAGACACCAGCAUUGACAUCGGUGAUGGCCUCAGUGGAGACGAUCCAUUUGGGGGCGAUGGCCGGACUAUCCAUCAUACAUCACGCGGCAGCGUUCGAUCAUUUAUGAGCGAGUCAACAAUGUUGGGCGAUGAAAAGGACCUGCAAAAAGUCGAUCUUGAAGACGAGGACGAUGGAGACGAAACUGGCACUCUCGAUCCUAAUCUGCACUACGGUCCAGCCCCAGAGAAACAAGGCCGUCGCGGUGUUCGUUCCAAGCAGGUGGCCAAAAAAGAGGUCCAGCUUGUUAACGGCGAGCUGAUCUUGGAGUGUAAGAUCCCGACUAUCCUGCACAGUUUUCUGCCCCGUCGCGAUGAGCGCGAGUUCACGCAUAUGCGGUACACUGCCGUUACAUCCGACCCCGAUGACUUUGCGGAGCGCGGGUACAAGCUUCGCCAGCAGAUUGGAACAACCACCCGUGAAACUGAGUUGUUUAUUUGUGUUACCAUGUACAACGAAGAUGAAAUUGGUUUUACGCGCACCAUGCAUGGUAUCAUGCAGAACAUCAGUCACUUCUGUUCCCGAACCAAGUCUCGCACUUGGGGCCGUGAUGGGUGGAAGAAGAUUGUCGUUUGUAUCGUCGCUGAUGGACGUAAGAAGGUUCACCCGCGUACUCUUAACGCUUUGGCUGCCCUCGGUGUUUACCAGGAGGGUAUUGCGAAAAACAUUGUCAACCAAAAAGAAGUCCAGGCCCACGUGUACGAAUACACAACUCAGGUCUCGCUCGAUGACGAUCUCAAGUUUAAGGGUGCUGAGAAGGGCAUUGUGCCCUGUCAAGUCAUUUUCUGUCUAAAGGAACACAACAAGAAGAAGUUGAAUUCCCACCGUUGGUUCUUCAAUGCCUUCGGACGUGCUCUUCAGCCUAAUAUUUGCAUUCUGCUCGAUGUCGGUACCCGCCCAGAGCAAACUGCUCUCUACCACCUAUGGAAGGCCUUUGAUCAAGACUCCAAUGUCGCCGGUGCUGCCGGUGAGAUUAAGGCUGGCAAAGGAAAGCACUGGCUUGGUCUCCUCAAUCCCCUUGUUGCCAGUCAGAAUUUCGAAUACAAAAUGUCGAACAUUCUUGAUAAGCCAUUGGAAUCAGUCUUUGGAUACAUUACGGUGCUUCCUGGUGCGCUGAGUGCGUACCGUUUCUUCGCCUUGCAGAACGAUGCAGAUGGUCACGGCCCACUCAACCAGUAUUUCAAGGGUGAGACACUGCACGGUCAAGAUGCGGACGUUUUUACGGCCAAUAUGUACUUAGCCGAGGAUCGUAUUCUUUGCUGGGAGUUGGUUGCAAAGCGAGAAGAGAGAUGGGUGCUUAAAUUUGUCAAGAACGCUGUUGGUGAGACCGAUGUGCCAGAUACGGUGCCCGAGUUCAUUUCCCAGCGUCGCCGUUGGCUAAACGGUGCUUUCUUCGCGGCUGUUUACUCCAUUUUCAAUGCGAAGCAGAUCUGGUACACAGAUCAUACUUUUGCCAGAAAGGUCCUGCUUCAUAUUGAAUUCUUCUAUCAAUUCCUCAAUCUUCUGUUUACCUACUUCGGUCUUGUGAGUGACUUUUUCCCCCUUUUUCCCUCAACCUCUGCUGACUUUCCACAGGCCAAUUUUUAUCUUGCUUUCUACUUCAUUGCUGGCUCUUUGACUGAUGAGAAGCUUGAUCCCUUUGGACACAAUAUGGGCAAAUACUUUUUCGUUGUUUUGAAAUAUGCUUGUGUUUUGGUCAUGUGCCUGCAGUUCAUUAUCUCUCUGGGUAAUCGACCGCAAGGUGCCAAGAACAUGUAUCUUUCCGGCAUUGUCGUGUACGCGAUUAUUAUGUUCUACACCGUCUUCUGUGCACUAUAUCUCGUUGUCAAGGAACUGAUGGCACGAGCGGGUAUAGGAAGCGACGAUAUGGCAGUGAGCGACAGUCUCAUGAUGAACAUCGUUUUAUCCAUGCUUUCAACCGUCGGCCUCUACUUCUAUACCUCCUUCCUCUACCUGGACCCAUGGCACAUGUUCACAUCCUCCGCUCAAUACUUCCUCCUUAUGCCAAGUUACAUUUGCAUCUUGCAGGUUUACGCUUUCUGCAAUACCCACGAUGUGACAUGGGGAACGAAGGGAGACAACGUGAUUAACACAGACCUCGGUGCCGCAAAGGUCAUUAAGGGCUCAACCGUCGUUGUCGAAAUGCCUUCGGAGCAACUCGACAUUGACUCUGGCUAUGACGCUGCCCUCCGCAACCUCCGUGAUCGCCUCGAGGUGCCUGAGCCCCCACCAUCCGAUUCCCAGCUGCAGGAGGAUUACUACCGCGCUGUGCGCACCUAUAUGGUUUCCAUCUGGAUGGUUGCGAAUGUUGUUCUCGGGAUGGCCAUUUCGGAAGUCUACGGUGUUGAUGCCGGCGGUACAAACAUUUACCUUUCUAUUAUCCUCUGGUCUGUGGCUGUUCUCGCUGGUAUUCGUGCUAUCGGCUCAACUGCCUACGCUAUCCUCCACCUUGUUCACAAGAUUGUUGAAGCAAAGACGAAGUUCGAUGCCGGUAAUAUGAGCAACUUCGCCCCUAGCUCCUACGGUGGAUCGAGUGUCGGUGCCACUUCCGAGUCUAAUAAAAGUGCGGCUCGUCCUGUGCGCUACGGUGGUGGUACAUCGAUUAAGGAUAAGCUUUCUGAGGCUCGAUGGUCUGCUGGUCGCGCGGUCAAUAAAGCUAUGUUCUGGCGCAAGUAG